Molecule: messenger RNA, 1860 nt
Organism: Limanda limanda (common dab)
Lineage: Eukaryota; Metazoa; Chordata; Actinopteri; Pleuronectiformes; Pleuronectidae
Product: protein FAM8A1-like
Exons: 5
Coding region: 1-984 (327 amino acids)
Source: RefSeq, a predicted model, not a curated record
AUGGCUGACGAGAAAAACACAAACAUGGGAGUGGACAGAGGAGAGAGGAAACCGUGUUCGAGCCGAGCCGAGCCGCCCGGAGAAGAAGCUCCUCGGCGGACAGAGCCCCGGGGCAACAUGGCGGGGGAGAGCCGCGCCACGGCGGAGUACUGCGAGCAGCUGCAGGCCUGGAUGUGGCAGUACUACACCGGCUAUGUGACCUGGCAGAGCUGGCUGGCAGCGUCAGCCAUGUCCUACCCGCAGUAUUUACACUCAUCCGGCGGGACAGCGGCGUCCUCCGUCGAUUUCAUGUCCCCGCACUGGUACAACAGUCCGUUCGCUCUCCCGCUGUCUCCUCACCCAGCGACCGGGACCUCGCCGAGUGGAGGCCGGGCAGGGGAGGCUGCAGGCCGGGCAGCAGCAGCCGGGCAACCGCUGCAGCAGCCGCAGGAGAACGGAAACCCACCGAGACCAGGUCGAGAGUUUAACAUUCCUUCGCCGCUUCAGAGACUCCUGGCUGAGAUGGUGGAUUUCUUCAUUUUGUUUUUCAUCAAAGCAACCAUCAUCAUUAGUAUUAUGCACCUCAGUGGAAUCACGGAUGUUUCCAAGUUUGCAAUGCAUUUCAUCGUGGAAGAAAUAGAUGAGGACACGUCGAUGGAGGAGCUCCAGAAAAUGAUGCUUGUGGCACUUGUGUACCGGAUAUUAGUGUGUCUCUAUGAGGUCGUGUGUAUCUGGGGAGCAGGAGGAGCCACUCCAGGGAAGUUUCUCGUUGGACUCCGGGUCGUUACAUGUGACUCAUCAGUUCUGGUUCAGCCUAACAGGGUGCACGUAGUGCCAGCAACUAACGUCUCUCUGUCUGCAUCAACCGUCAGAGCCUUGAACAAGAACUUUUCUAUCGCCUUCUUUUUCCCGGCCUUCAUCACACUUCUGUUCUUUCAGCACAACCGGACUGUGUAUGAUAUGGUAGCUGGUACAAUAGUUGUCAAGCGCUCCAGGGCCAGAUGACGCUGAAGAGCCGCCCACAGAAGAACGGUACAGUGAUGCUGAGCAGGCACUGUGUGAUGAUGGUCUUUGAGAAAAGCCAGCAGAACUCCUCAGACGCUGCACUGUCCAGGUCUGACCACGCAGCAGCAAUCGAGAAGCUGGCAGAGAGAUUGAUGCUCAUCAAUAUGAACUAUUUUACUUUCCUACAACUUUGGUUUGUCUCUGACACACACUGUAUUUAUGUCUACAUGCCACUUUCAGAAUUUGUUCCUGUGCCAAAGUUUGUCUCCACCGAAGACAAGAAUACGCUUUUCAAUAACACAAGAUUUGCCUCUUUUUACAAGCUCUUGCAAACUGAGGGUGAAUGUCUUGUAUCGCACAGUAUUUAAGUUAAUAAUAGUGCAAACGUGAGAUUAUUCCUGCAGUAUAACUUUGCAUUGAAAACUGACACAAGAGUUGUGUAGUCAGACUUUUGGAGUUGAUGCAUUGUGCUCAGCUGCUGUAAAACUCUGGUUUAAAGGGACAUUUAAAUUAAUUGAAAGGAAAACCUGAGCACAAGUACUUUUCACACGCAUGUGUGCGACUGAAAGAAAAAUAUGUAUUAUAUAUUUUAUGUGAUUAACCCCUUUUUUUUGUUUUGCAUUUAACAAGAUUAAAUGAAACCACCACUAAUUAUUACCUGCAUGAUGAGAUGUCUUUCAGCUGUUUGUUGGCAGUUUGAUAAUUCUUCUGUUUUGAUACUAAUUCAGAGGCCACAGUGUGUUUUCUGAACUAAAAAUGCAUUGACUCAUUAAUGUUACAAUACUGUUUGCUUAAUGUAAUGAGGGCAUUCUGGCAUCAAAAAGUAUUCAGACUCCUGCACCUUUUGCACACUUUGUACACUUUCAGUCCGAGGAG